AUUUAUUUUUAUUUUUUCUUUCUGUCUGAAAGGCCGGAAAACAAAGAAGACGACCUGAUUUGAAACACUAAACCCAAAUUCUGCUCACGAAUGUUCAACUAACGCGAGGUGUUGGCAUUGGAAGAAAAAAUGGAUAAUAAAUGGUAUAGUGGCAAACAGGAGAUGCACAAUAAAAGGCAAUUGAAAAAAGAUGAGGAAUAUGAUGCUGCUGUUCUUGAGAAUCUUGCCGAGGACUUCCGUCUACCAAUUGAUCAUAGAGUUACAGAUAAUUUGGAUUUGAAUAAUGUGGAGCAAGCAUCAUUAGACACAAAGUUGACUUCAUCUAAUGUUGGAUUCAGGCUACUACAGAAGAUGGGAUGGAAAGGAAAAGGGCUUGGGAAGGAUGAACAAGGCAUUACCGAGCCAAUAAAAUCUGGAAUAAGGGAUGCAAGAUUAGGGCUUGGUAAACAAGAGGAAGAUGAUUACUUUACAUCUGAAGAAAAUAUCCAACGAAAAAAAUUGGAUAUUGAAGUUGAAGAGACUGAUGAACUUUUGAAAAAGAGGGAGGUUAUAGCAGAACGCGAACAAAAAAUUCAGAGUGAGGUUAAAGAAAUUCGAAAGGUGUUCUAUUGUGAGCUCUGCAACAAGCAGUAUAAAUUGGCGAUGGAGUUCGAAGCUCAUCUGAGUUCAUAUGAUCACAACCACAGAAAGAGGUUCAAACAAAUGAGAGAUAUGCAUGGUAGCAGCAGUCGUGAUGAUAGGCAGAAAAGAGAACAACAACGUCAAGAAAAGGAGAUGGCAAAAUUUAUGCAGAUGGCUGGUGCUCGUCGGCAGCAACAGCAGCUACAGGUGCAGAGUCAGGAGGAAGCUGGAAGUGCUCCUGCUUCUACUCCUACUCCAACUCCAAACCCUACUCCAACUCCAGCAGCUAGUAGUGCUACAGUAGUUGUAGACCAAGAUCAGCGAAAAGCUUUGAAGUUCGGAUUUUCUGCAAAAGGCAGUACUGUGAAGAGCUCGGGUGGCAACACAACAAAGAAGGCAAAGGUAGUGGUAGCCUCAGUUUUUAGUAAUGAGAGUGAUGAAGAUUAAUAUCGGAGAAAAGUGAGUGGCAUGAUGAUGUAUGUUAAUUGUUUUUGGACAGUUUCUGUUCUUAUUAUUAUCAGCAACAGUUAGCAGCAUUUUUAUUGCUAUCUCGACCUCUGUAUGUGUCCAAUCUGUUUUAGUUUCAUUAUAUAUUUAUUAUUUUCAUUAUCAAUAAUGAUUGAUUAAUUGUUGUAUUAUUUUCAAAGGGAUACCACUAAUGUGAGUCAUUAUCACUUGCCUCUGUUUGUUUAUAUCAUCUUGAAGUUAUUUUUCUAUUAAA
This is a messenger RNA of Andrographis paniculata, 1342 nucleotides long. RefSeq lists its product as uncharacterized. Lineage: Eukaryota; Viridiplantae; Streptophyta; Magnoliopsida; Lamiales; Acanthaceae. The transcript is spliced from 8 exons. Bases 130 to 1068 code for a protein of 312 amino acids. The record is from RefSeq and is a predicted model, not a curated record. Gene Ontology annotation, molecular function: nucleic acid binding.